This is a messenger RNA of Nomascus leucogenys (northern white-cheeked gibbon), 3880 nucleotides long. RefSeq names its product ubiquinol-cytochrome c reductase complex assembly factor 2. Gene Ontology annotation, biological process: mitochondrial respiratory chain complex III assembly. Gene Ontology annotation, cellular component: mitochondrial matrix. The record is from RefSeq and is a predicted model, not a curated record. NCBI's taxonomy places the organism in Eukaryota, Metazoa, Chordata, Mammalia, Primates, Hylobatidae.
CCCCCUAAGGCGGGAAGACGCGGGGCCCAAAAUGGCGGCUAGCCGGUACCGGCGUUUCCUUAAGCUCUGUGAGGAAUGGCCAGUGGACGAGACCAAACGGGGCCGGGACUUGGGCGCUUACCUGCGACAGCGGGUAGCACAAGCCUUUCGGGAGGGAGAGAAUACCCAGGUUGCAGAGCCUGAGGCCUGUGAUCAGAUGUACGAGAGCUUAGCGCGACUCCAUUCAAACUACUACAAACACAAGGCCUCCUGGCCUCUGGUUGCCCAGGGCCCAGGUGAAAUGCAGUUAGAGAGCAAGGCUUGUGUGCUGAUCUCUCCCCUUCCUUCACUUCCUCUCUGCCCCGGUGACCAGUACCCUCGCCCCAGAGACACCAGCUUCAGUGGCCUGUCGUUGGAAGAGUACAAGCUGAUCCUGUCCUCAGACACCUUGGAAGAGCUUAAGGAAAUGGAUAAAAGCAUGUGGAAGAAACUGCAGGAGAAGUUUGCCCCCAGGGGUCCUGAGGAGGAUCAUAAGGCCUGAGCGCGGGCCUUACCCCGUGCACAUACCUAGGUGUGGAGUCUUGUACAUUGCCAUCAUCAAUAAAACUGCCCCAGUUUCCCCCUGACCUUACGGUUUGGGAAUCUCCUCUAGCUUUCCCAGAAAGGAAACCCUUGCUGCUGUAAAGAAAGUUUCAGCCUGAGAAGGGAUGGUGAUUGAGCUAUCUGCUGUGACUGCUGCUCAGGGUAGGGAAAUCUCCUGGGGAGAGGAAAUGCAGGUUUCCCUCUGGGCCUGACAAGGGAGGGUAAUGGGACCUAGGCACAAGGUGCUUCCUGCAUUGCCACAGGAGCCCCCGCCCCUCCAGCAGGGGUCUGGUGUCUCCUGGCAAGAUACUCAGGCUCCCUUUUGUUGUAGGAGCUCCUGGGAGAAAGCCAAAAAUAGCAGUAAAUACUGAAAAGGGCAUCCUGUUGCAAACAGAAAGCAGCAGAGAGGUGUGAGGCCGAGAGAGGCAAAACGCCUGCUUGGCCCUCAUCCCCACUGACUCAGAGGACGGACCUUAAGCCUCUGUCCCUGACCUUGCAAAAACCCACAUUGCCCAGUUGGCUUAAGGGACAGGGAAGCUAUAGACAGGCCUUAGCCAGGCGGGGCCUCAGCUGCAGUUGGCUUCAGCACUGUGGGCAGGCUCUGUAGGUGGCCACAAGUCAGAGGCCCUGCUGGCUGAGGACACACACAGGGUCACCUCAUUAUUCCAUGGAACCUUGGCUCUUACUGAUAUUGAGCAUCCUUCUGUCUGGAACCGUGAGGGACAGGGGUGGGCCCACAGCGCCCCUGGUGGGUACAAAGUGGAAGUGGGUUCUUAACCUCGUCUGUGUCUAGACUCCUCAGGAUGUUCUGAAAUGCAUAAAAUAAAAUGGACAGGACUGCCGUAGAAACCAGUUAUGCCGAAAUGCAGUUCUGGGUAGGGAAAUCUCAGGGGAGGACCCCUGAGACAGGAUGUCACUCAGCGCAUCUCCUGAGAGCCUGAGGAGAGGCAAGGCCAACAGGGAGGGGCUCUUGUUCCUGUCUUCUGCCAGUGUGUCCUGUUAAUCCCCACAGCCACUGGGGGAGUGCAGGAAACACAUCCCUUUUUAACGGACUAGAUUUCUAUUAAUUUAUUUAAGGCAAUUAACAUAUUAGUUCUCAGGCCAAAGGAUUUGUAAAACAUUACACCAAAAGGAGAAAAACAAGCGGUCAUGAAACAGCCACGCGAACGCAGCUCAGCCCUUGUUUCCUGGGUGUACAACUCUUCCCCAGGAAGCCUGGGAAGAGGCAGGUCCCGGGAGCAAGAUCGUCCAUCAUGGAGUCAUCAGGCCACCUGGAGCUAUGCCGGGGGUGGCAUGGACACGACAGUGAGGUCUGCACUGGCUACAGCAGAUCUGAGGCACAGAGGGAGCUGCACAGCCAUGGGCAGGGCUGAGCACAGCACCCUUGGAAUAAGUUAAAUAACAAAGCCCUAAAAUCACUAGUAACAGCAUUACUGCCACCUCCCCCAGAGGCCGGCAGCAGCCAAAAUGUAGUGCUUGGAGAUAAAGGGGUGACCCCACUCUUAACUACCCACAAGAGGACUACAAAGAGUUGUCAGUUAUUGCUUUAAGGAACAAAGGUCUCUAGGUAGGAUUUAUCUUCUGCUAAGGCAUUAAGGUAAACUGAGUCCCAGGGAACUUUCAAGUCUUUUUUUUAAGGGCUCUAAGCAGGACUGUCAGCUCUGAGGCUCCCCCUCCAUGCUCUUCAAAGCCUGGGUGGGUGUCGGGGUGUCUGGCAGAGUGGGAGUGGAGGCUGGCCAGCUGGCUGGGCCACCCAACCCGAGGGAGGGGGCAGUGUUCUUCCCAGUCGCAGUCUCCAGUGAUGAGCAUCCCCUGUUGGGGCCCUCGGUGGCUCUCCUCAGCGGCUCAUACAGUUCUGGACAUCCACAAAGCCUAGGCGUUGCCUGCGUUUCCGCUGCUCCGUCAUCUAGGGUUAAGCAGAUGCCAACAGGCCUGGUCAGGCCGCCUGGCACCUUCCCUCCAUGGGUGCUGUGGAAGGGCUUGGCACCCGUCUUCCCCUGUGGGCCCAGCUGCUAUUCAGCACUGGCGGUGGGCCAGGGCCCCUCGGGGUGCUUUAAGGAUGUCGAUGUCAGCACCAAACCCUUGUUCUCAAUUAGCGUGUCACAAACCCUGGAUUUGAUGCAGCUGGGAAACCAGCCCACUGACAGGCUGCCUCAUCUUCAUGCAGGCACUGCCAGAUGCAGAGGAGGAUGUCUAGGCAAGAGGGCCUUAAACUCCCCAUCUCCAGUGACAGGGAUCCCCUCAAAGGACCUACCUGGCAGCUGUAAGAGGAAGGGGAUGAGAGACAGAGGGCCCCACCACCCUGUACUAAGUUUCCACUUGGCCUUGUCUUUAGUGGCUGAAGGCAGAGGUUGUCAACCCCAGUCUGACUUGCCAUGUAGGGGAGAGUGGGUUUGGAACCUGCCUUCUCAUCCAGGCCCAGGGCCAGAGGCCAGUGGGGAAGAGGGUGGGGCAGGAAGGAUGAAGGCAGGCAGGGACUGCCCAGGGAUAGAGCCCAGGGUGGGCCUGGGAUCAGGCGGGGUGUACACCUGCUCCUUGAGCUCGUUGAGCUGGGCAGUGAGGUGGGACACCAGCUUCAUGGUGGAGUUGAGCUUGUCCUGGAGAAUCCGAAUCUCGUUCUGCUCCCCCUCGCCCUCGUUGCUGACAAGGGACAUGGCCCGCAUCCGGGGGAACCAGUCCAGGUUCUUGUUCUGAAAAACAUCACCAGUGGGGUAAGCAGGCGUGGGCCUGGCCUAGAAAGGCCUCAUUUAGAAAAACAGUAAUGUGGGGGGAGGCUUCUGCCACACCCUUGACAAAAUUACUCGUCAGGGAUGUGUCAUGGGAAAAUCUGAAUUGACCUGGUCCUCCCUGGGGCCAGAGUGAGCUGGCAGUCAACCUCUGUCAACCCUCUGCCACCGAGACAGGCUGACUUCCGUUAGGCAGCGUCGGCAGCUGAGUUUGAGUCCUUUGCUGGUAUCAGCACCAUCUGUUUACUCUCAUAACACCCCCUGAGAGGUGGAGGAAGGCCUCUGCACCCAGACAGACCCUGGAUCUCCUUCCUUCCUUCCUUCCUCCCGCCCGCCUGCCUGACAAGCACACCCCACGCCCCGGGAAGAUGCGAGUCAGACAGAUGGCAAAUUGAGGGAUCUGGAGGCUCUGCUGAGGAGAGCUGGCAUCUGACACGUGUCUGGGAGGCAAAGCCACGUUUCCCAGGACAGAGGAGUGGGGAGGGAGGGGACACCAAGCAAUUCUCAGCUUCCCUGUAGUUAGCUGUGAAUUCUCAGACCAACAGAUAAACCUGUACACAGAGAUCAGUUUGAAAUACAGACUAAACGAUAAA